CAAGCUACUUGUUCAAAUCAUUGAGCGUAACGCUGUAGGCACUCGGCCUAACUAAAAUCAUUGCAAUUUCUGGCUGUUGGGCCGCGGGUCAUACGCAAAAAUGUGCGCGUGCAUGACUAGAGAGGCUUUAUUAGACAUCUGCAAACAGAACCAAUUAUAUCGAACACCCUCUCUUAACGACAAGCUUUAUUGCAACUUUAAGGGGUUCUCGCACAUUGCGUGUCUAGAGGAAUACGUGAACUUGAAGGCGCUGUUCCUGGAGGGGAAUGUCCUGGAGAGCUUGGACGGGCUCCCUCCCCUCAAGGAGCUCAAAUGCCUGUACGUCCAGCAGAACUGCAUUUGGAAGAUCAGCAACCUCGAGGCGGUCGAGAACCUCGAUACCCUCAACAUCAGCAAUAACCAGCUUACCCGCCUGGAGGGGUUGUCCUGCUGCAAGUCCCUGCGCACGCUCAUCGCCACCCACAACCACCUGAGCACGCUGGAUUCUGUAGAGCACCUGGCGGAGUGCAACGCGCUUCAGACGCUGGACUUGCAAAACAACGAGCUGUCAGAUCCAGGCAUCGUAGACGUGCUAAAGCAGAUCCCGGACCUGCGGUGCCUGUACCUGAAGGGCAACCCGGUCGUCUCCAACAUUAAGAACUACCGCAAGGUGCUGAUUACCAGCAUUCCCACGCUCACCUACCUGGACGACCGGCCGGUCUUUGAGAACGAGCGGAAGAUUGCUGAGGCAUGGCUGGAAGGCGGCCUGGACGCGGAGCGGGCAAUGCGCAACAAGCUCAAGGAGGAAGAGGACGCGCGCCACCGCAAGAACCACGAGUAUAUGCUGGAGAUGCGGGCACAAGGCUGGCGUGAGCGGCGCAAGCGGCUUGGCCUGCCGGAGGGCGACACCGACCCGGCGUUGGACGACCUCAGCGACAGCGAAUACGAGUUCCCUGAGGAGCCGCCGGAGCUUCUGGAGGCGCGGCAGCGGCUAGCCGCCUACACGGCGCGGCCGGGCGAGGAGGAGCCGGCAGAGGUGGCAAGCACGCGCCAGAGCCU
Messenger RNA from Astrephomene gubernaculifera, 1038 nucleotides. Lineage: Eukaryota; Viridiplantae; Chlorophyta; Chlorophyceae; Chlamydomonadales; Astrephomenaceae. The record is from the annotation of a GenBank genome assembly.